AAUUUCCUGAAGGGAAAAUUAACCCAUAGCCUACAAGUACAAGUACUAUUUUGGGCCUCGAAAAUUUUAAGAACUUCACUGGCUUAUGCUUUGAGCCGCCUUGAGAAGAAUAACAAACAGAUGACCUCAAACUGUUCCAAUCUUUUUUCAGUUUGGGUAUACUUUUAAAUCAAUUUUACCCCUAAUACUCAUUCUUGUGCUUUCCUCUUUCAAGAUUGCUUGAAUUUCAGAUUAGAGCUUACACUUUAACCAUUGGAGAUUUUCUUGUUAGAUGGGUGUUGAGAUUUUGAAGAAAGUUGUCAACUUUACUCAAAGAAAGAAAAAAUGGAAGAUUUUUCCUGGUUUGUUUGUGAUAGUGUUGUCUCUGUAUAAUUGUUCGGGUAGUCAAGUUUUUCUUCUAUGGGUCCAGGUUCAACUCUUGUAGCUGAUGCACUAAUCAAGGUGUUUGCUGCAAAUAAACUGCUUGAUCAUGCUAUUGACGUUGUUAAUCAGGUUAAGAAAAUGGGGCUUGAACCAAGUAUUUAUUCAUGUAAUUACUUAUUAAAAUGCUUGGCAGAAGCAAGUCGGGGGGAGAAUCUUGUAACAUUAUUUGAAGCAAUGAAGACCUUUGGACCUUCGCCUAAUGUGAGGACAUACACAAUCAUGAUGAACUUCUACUGCACAAAUCAUUCAGGGCAGCAACCGAAGGUAGAUAUAAAAGAAGCCUAUAAGAUUCUGAAAGAAAUGUGGGAAAUUCAUAUCAGUCCUUCUGCUGCAACGUAUAGUGUAUGGGUCCGCGGACUCUGUAGAGUUGGAUGCCCUGAUGUUGCUUUGAAAUUCAUUCGGAUGCUGAGGUAUGAGAACCAACCUCUGAAUUCUUACUGCUACAAUGCUAUUAUUCAUGGAUUUUGUGCUGAAGGCGAAGUAAAGAAAGCUAUUAGUGUUUUUGAAGAGAUGAGUAAUUCUGGAAUAACACCAGAUAUAUGUAGCUAUAGCAUUCUUGUCGAUGGAUUCUGCAAAUUCGAGAGUAUUGAUGGAGGUUUAUGUCUUAUUCAGGGUAUGCAAGAAAACAACAUCAAGCCUACCCCAAUUAGCUAUAGCUCAAUUCUUAAGGGUUUGUGCGAAAUCGGAGCAGCGAAAAUUGCAAACGAUUGUUUUCAUGACCUUACGAAUUCUGGGUGCAAAGUUGACCAAACAGCUUACGACAUCUUAAUUACUGGAUUUUGUGCUCAAGGAGAUCUGAGUUCAGCGCACGAGCUACUGGAGGAGAUGAUAAACAAUCACUUGGCUCCUGAUGCUUCAAUUUAUGAGAGAUUAAUUCGUGCUUCCUGCCAUGCGGGGUCCGCUGAUACAGCGAUGAAGUACAGAAAUAUGAUGGUACAAGGAGGUUACCUGCCUGAUACCGUUACCUGCAAUUUUAUUGUUAAGCAGUACUGUACUGAUGGGCAUGUGAUGGGAGCUUUGAACCUGAUUGAUGAAAUGAUGGAUCAAGGCAUCGUCCCCAACUUGUAUACCUAUAACGUAGUCAUUAACCAGUUGUGCAAAGAUGAAAACACCGAAGAGAGAGAAGGGCGUGUGUUGGAAGCUUUGCAUCUGAUUGAUGAAAUGGUGGACCAAGGCAUCGUCCCGGACUUGUAUACCUAUAAUGUAGUCGUUCACAAGUUGUGCAAAGAUAUAAAUGCACAGAAGGCGUUGGAGGUAAUCACGGUGAUGCUUAAGAGGGACAUGUUUCCCAAUGUUAUAAUUCUUAAUACUCUUAUUGAUGGAUUUAUUAAACAGUCCUAUUUUAAGAAGGCUAACAUGUUUUAUAGGGGAAUGCUAAAACUUGAGAUUACUCCUAACGUCACCACGUACACAAUUCUUAUUGGCAUGUUAUGCGAGCGGAAGAAAGUGAAAGAUGUCUACAGACGGAGAAAAGUGAAAAAAGCGUAUACACUAUUUAGGAAAAUGAUCAGGGAGGGUAUAAAUCCUGAUAAGAUCUGUUACACCUCCAUGAUUGCUGGUCUUUGUGGAAUUGAAGAUGUGAACAAGGCUUGUGCUUUGUUCCGUGAAAUGCAAAAAGGAGAACUCUUGCCUACUGUUGUUACUUAUACUUGCCUCAUUGAUAUAUUUUGCAAGUUAGAUCAGAUGGACGAGGCCAAGAAAUUGUUAAAAAUGAUGGUAAGACAGAACAUCUCUCCUGAUGUCAAGACUUAUAGUUGCUUCAUUGAUAAAUUUUGCAAGUUACAUCGGAUGGAUGAGGCCGAGAUGUUGUUUGAUAGAAUGAGAAAAGAGAACAUCUCUCCUGAUGUUGUCACUUAUAAAAUAAUGAUCAAGGGAUAUGAAAUAGUUGGAAAUUCUGAUCUAGCUUAUGAGAUGACUGAUGAGAUGCGGCAAGUUUUUAACAUUCCUGACAAUAGUAUUUGACAUUAUUUUUCCUUAUGCCGAGGGUCUACCGGAAACAGCCUCUCUACCACCCAAGUUGGGGGUAAGGUCUACGUACACUCUACCCUCCCCAGACCCUACUUUGUGGAAUUUCACUGGGUAUAUUGUUGUUGUGUUGUUAAAGUUAAAUAUGGUCAAUGAAAAUUCAUAUAGUUGAUCCCAACUUGUUCGGGACUGAUGCGUAGUGGACUAGUGGUAUUGUUUAAGUUAAACGGAAAUUUUGCUUUCUUGACAAGCUUGUACAGGUAAUUAAUUUUGUAUAUUUGUUUUGUCGUUUAUAUAGAAUGUUUUCUUGAGUGAUCUGAAUUAGAGAACGUAUCUCUGUUACUCUUUUGUCAGUUCAAACCCCAUAGUGAACUUUCAGUCAGCUUCAAGAGCCGUGAGCACCUUGGAUAAAUAUGAGAUGACGUCCUUAUUUAAAUUUUUCUGUUGUUCCAUAGAUUGCACAAGUUUGUAACUGUUAUAUAUGCAUAUAGAUUAUGAUUUCCGGUAUUCUUGUAUCUUUAUGGCAAAACACCAAAUAAUAUCGUCCAGAUAGUUUGUUUCUCUGUCUUCUUCAAACUGACUGCACUUGUUGAUAUUACAAUUUUACAGUUGAAAGUUGAAACAUGAAUUACCCGUAUAUCCUGGAUAAUAGUGAUCAACAUGGAGAAAUUUCUUUCAUUUUGUCUUCACAGAGUUCAAAUCAUAGGCUUGUUCCUCUUUCACAACACUGAAUAUUUUAUUCCUUGGUUUAACAAAUUUAGUUAUUAGUUACAACUUACAAGAUGUGAUAGAGGAACAAGACUUUGAUGAUUUGAACUCUGUGAAGACAAGAUGCAAGAAAUUUCUCCAUUUGAUCACUAUCAUCCAUGAUAUACUGGUAAUUCAGCGUCGUGACAAUAUUUUCUUCAAAAUUAUAAAAACGUUUAGAAUAAUUUCUUGCUAGUAUUAUGGACGAUUAGUCUCUUAGUCCUUAUGUUCAUUUAACUUAUUCCUCUAUUUGCAUUCUUUCACACUAUCUACAUAUACGUCUCCGUCCAUUCAGAGAUGUCCAGGCCAUAGAGGAUCAGGCUCCGCAAAAACGAGAUUAGGGACCAUACUCCCUGCUUUCUUCCUGUGAUUACUAUUAGAGCACAAGUCGAGAAAGCCAAAACCACAACGCAAGCAUCCUUUAUUUAUUAGUUUUGGAGUUUUCGACAAAUAUACUUGCCAAAGUAACAUGCAGCAGAUAAAUUUCUUAUAGUUACCACUGACUUAAUUUCCUUACUCCUAUCUAUUUAAUAUAAUCGAAAAGAUUAUAAUAAUAUAUACAUCCUCCAUCUACUUUUAUUUAUUUACUAUACUAAAAAUAAAUAUCCAUUUUUACUUAUUCAGCUUAAAAAAUAAAGACAUAAUUUAUCACUUAGUUAUUUAAUUACCCUUAGUAUUCCCUCCGUCUAGUUUACUUGUCAACGUGGUAUAUGAAUGGACGAAAAUUUCCAGGAAAAUUAACCCAUAGCCUACUACUUGUACUAUUUUGGGCCCCGAAAAAGUUUAAGGAUUCAACUGUCUUACGCUUAAAAAAGAAAUUAAUUU
Messenger RNA from Lycium barbarum (goji berry), 3960 nucleotides. Its product is annotated as pentatricopeptide repeat-containing protein At1g64100-like. NCBI's taxonomy places the organism in Eukaryota, Viridiplantae, Streptophyta, Magnoliopsida, Solanales, Solanaceae. Gene Ontology annotation, molecular function: protein binding. The transcript is spliced from 2 exons. The coding region runs from base 400 to 2385 and encodes 661 amino acids. The record is from RefSeq and is a predicted model, not a curated record.